UUGUUCCGUCUCUUUCUACAGACAGUGACAGCAUUCUCGCCGGGCCGCUUGCUCGUGUGUAUUUCUCUGCCGCUAACUGAUAAUGGUCGCUUAUUCAACAGAUCCGCACAUUUUCAGUAUUCGUGUUUGUUCAUGACCGGGCGUCUCAUACUGGACUUCUGUUUCGCGUUCAGUACUCCUCUGUCUGUGUCUUGAAUCAAUUUCGCGGUUUCGAGGUCAAGUUUUGAUACGAUUCCUUAUCAUCAAUCGUGCGCCGUCUACGUGCAGGUGUGAUCUUGAUCUUCAGUUAGAGUCGUGAAUGCUGAAUGCACCGGCUCUGCCAGUGAUCAGACUGAUUUCGAACCUAAAUUCGUUGAUUGGAUAUUCAGUGUCGACACAGCCAGCUGGCAUUGAUAUUGGAGUGAAGAGGAGUUCGAAGAUUUCAUUCUCCUAAGUACAUCGUAUGCUCAUAUGAUGUCGGUGUUAGAUAGACUUCGUCUGCAGUAUCUACCGCAGCUGGAAUUCUGCUGUUGCGGAUGUUCGCUCAGAGCAGGAUCUCUGGUCAUCGGUUGGACAGUAUUGGUAGCGCACGCUCUGCUCACAUCAAUCCUAGCGAACGUGGCCGUGCAAGUGUUGGCCGGGACGCAUAUACCACCAGUCCUGGACGAUGGAAGUCCGGUGAUAUCAGAUCUGGAACUCUUUGGAACUAUUGUAAUGAGCUUAGCCUGUCUGAUAACAGCGUUUGUUCUCAUCGUCGGAGUACAUAAGAGUCAACCAAAAUAUUUCGUGCCAUUCAUGUUGCUCCUAUCUAUCACAGCUAUUUUCGAAUUAAUCGUGUUCGGACUUGGUUUUGCUUUUGUCUUAUUUGACAUCGUAUCAGGAGUGCCUCCAAGACUGAACUUCUCAGAGAAAAUAUUUUCAUUUUUUGAUGGAUUCCUUAAUAUAUACUUCGUUCUGGUCAUUCAUAGUUACUACAAUAUUUUAAGGCAGAGCUCCAGUUACCUGAGAGAAAAUGUUUAAUCUUUUGAAAUGGCAACCAGUCUAAUGGUCUCAUUCUCAUAUGUACCUAGGUUUAACUCAUUAAAAUUACUUUUUUUGAAGAUUUUUCUACUUAAGUAUUUAAGUAAGUAUGUACUUAAUAUGAUUGAAUCAGUGUGAUGUUCUUUAAAUUCUUGAUGUGUGGUAUCAAAAGGUUUGGCACAACAUCUCUCGCCAGAUCUGAAUCUCUUAUGAUGCUCAAUGAUUAUCUUCAUAAAAUUGAUUCUUGGCCAUGUUUUCAUUGCAAUUUUUGCACACCUAAAUUUUGAGGUAUCUUGAUUCUUUAUAUUCCAAACAAACAACAGUCAAUGAGCUUCUUAAUGGUGAAACUGCAGAAGCGCGUAUCAGGGUUUGCGGUGUUGCAGUUUAAUGCAACAAAAGUUGCAGUAAACAACUGAAAAUCAUUUCAACUCAUCAUUAUUAUAUUUUGUGGGAGUUGAUUAUAUAAAUUUUUCAUCUACAAUUCAUCAAAGGCUCAUAUUUGUGUGUAGCAACAUUGCAAUGGAAACGCCAUGCCGAGGAAAAACGCUGUAUGAACGUUCAAAUGUUGCCAAAUUUCUUCUCAAGAAAUUUGCAUUUGAUCGUAGGAGAUUCAGCAAAGCUUAAAUGCUCAUACGGUGCUUUUCCUUCUGAGCAUGGCAGUAAUCCUAUCAAGAAUUUUUCCUUCUUGCCUCAAGUAAUAAUGUCUUCAGCAACUCAAAAUUAGUCGAGGUUUUACUUUAAUUCAUGAACGUUGUUUUCCAAAACAUCAAGUUUUGGUGUGUAUUGUUUGAAAUACCACUUGCAUUGAUGUUAUCGCAAAAUUUGUAAGUCUCUCUGAGCCUUUUGUUGAUCGAAGCAACUGCACACAGUUUAUUAGAUGCUUUUUUCAGCAGGCAUUUGCAGAUCAAAAUCCACUGAUUCAAUUUUAAUGUUCAUACUUUGAAUAUGUUUCUAUCAUUUGCCAUCAGUGCUGUGUUUCCAUUGUCACUGCAACAUUUUCGUUGCUCCAAAAAAGGUAAACAAAAAAAACGCAUCAGGUAUUUAUUGAAUUUCUGAAUAUUUUUUAGGAUUACGUUUCCAAUUCAUCUCUCAACAUUUACAUUUAAUCACCCAAGUGUCCUUACUUUGAAUUGAAUCACACAGCUCAAACAUAUGCCAUUUCUUAAUCUCUGAAACGCUUUUCUUGACCCUCCAUGAUCAAACUCUACUAUUUUCGUUGCAUUUCUCCCCACAGAAAAGUAAUUAUAAACAUUAAAUGCAUAUCUUUUAUUGAAAUUAGAAACUGCAGAUAAUAGGUGUGAAACUGAAUCAGUCAAAAAGACUUUUUUUAUAGAAAAUAAGAUGGCAUUUUGAAGAUUACCAUGAUCUGAUUUUAAUCACUGACAAAGUUUUAUUUUACAGAAAAAAAGCGGUUCAUGCAAAAUGCAUUCCAGAAUCAGAAAUUGUGUGGUACCUAUAGAACUCGUCUUCUUGUGAAAUAAAUUGAAGUAGGGUAUUAUUUUUAUAUUUCAAUUGUUUUAUACUGUCACAAAAAUUCUAGAGCCUUAACAUGAGAAUUCCUCAAGAUUCUUCAAUUAGCUCCAGAGGAGUGUACUUAAAUUCGAAUUUUUGAAGGCUAUCAAACUUUGUUUUAAAAUGGGAUUCCAAGAAUGCUUUUAAUAGAUUUAGGUUAGUUACUAGUUUUUGUUUUUCGUUUAUGUAUCAAAUUUUUAUUACAGUUUUCUCUCUCAGUUCAAGUUAAAUAAGAUAACACGAGUUCUGCACCUGUACAACUGAGAGAUGUCGAUUAGGUUCUCUUUCUAGUAACUGGAUCGAAAAACUUGACUGAAAAACUUUCUCUUUUGAUAUUGCACUCUGGAGAAGUUACUUUAUUAAUUUAUAACAACGAUUCAUCUCUCUUUACAUUUCUAAAAUCAAUCAUUUAUUAAGUAGCAGGUAGCUUAAAGGGACAGUCAGUGUCAGAAUGUACAUAAAACUAAUUAUUUCUGCUAAGUUUUCCUUGGGAGUCUCUAAUAUUUUCAGUGAUUGUCUCCUUAAAUUUUUGCAAGUUUCUUAACACCAUUUAUUUCCAUGCCUGUCAAAUUUUUUCAAGGUUUGUUCUAAUGGUCUGGUGUGUUGCCUGACAGGCAACCUCCUUGGAAGCACAGCUAGCAACUGAACAGCACUUCCAAUGAGUUUUCCAGACCGCUCAUAAUUGAUCAUGUCAAAACAACUUUAUUGUAUUAGAAAUUACCUUUAACUCAUUUUUUUCUAGGAACCUAAGAUUUGUUACAUUUUGUAGACACCGUUUAAUUUAGUGUUCGAAACCAAAUUUUUCUGCAUUAUUUACUUGUGAUAUGAGAAUCAUGUGCCUUUAAUUUUAGCAUAGGUACAAUAAAUUUCUCUUUCUCUAUUUUCAA
Molecule: messenger RNA, 3398 nt
Organism: Bemisia tabaci
Lineage: Eukaryota; Metazoa; Arthropoda; Insecta; Hemiptera; Aleyrodidae
Source: RefSeq, a predicted model, not a curated record